Molecule: messenger RNA, 1671 nt
Organism: Amaranthus tricolor (Joseph's coat)
Lineage: Eukaryota; Viridiplantae; Streptophyta; Magnoliopsida; Caryophyllales; Amaranthaceae
Product: phragmoplastin interacting protein 1
Exons: 4
Coding region: 114-1370 (418 amino acids)
Molecular function (GO): zinc ion binding; RNA binding
Source: RefSeq, a predicted model, not a curated record
AUGAAUAAUCGCCGUUAAAACAGUGGUGAAAGCCAAGGGUUUUUGUAUUGGAAUUUGGCGUUUAAGCUUCUUCUUCUUUCAUCUGAUUGCAGAAGCCUCUCAAAGGGGAAAAAAUGGUGUUAUCAAACAAGAAAUUAAAGCAGAAGCUAAGGGCCGAGUUUGCGAAAAAAUCUCUUUCCAAAGACAUUGAUUCUACAAAACCAACAAAUGUAGAAACCCCCAAUUCUGUGAAACAACUUAUAGAUUCCGUAACCCAGAAACCCAGAUUAUCAAAACGGGAAAAACGUAGAGAAAUCCUCUCUUCUACGCAAAUUAAUGGUGAAAGCUUUAAUGCCCAUGUUGAGAACAUUUCCAAGGGAAAGAAGAGGAAGAGAGAUAAAAAGGGUGAUGAAAAUGGGGGAGGAUUGGAUGGAAAUGUUGUUAAGGAUCAAAAUAAUGUGGUGGAAAAUGGAGGAGGGGAUAUGGAACUGAGUAUGAAAGAAGGUAAAGCUGCUAUGAAGAAGAAGAAAGCAAAGAAGAAUAAGAAGAAGAAGAAGAAGAAAAGUAAGAGUGAUAAGCAGGAGAAUCAAGCUGAGCUUCCAAAUGAAGUUCUUCCCCAACAAAUUGUUGCUGAAACUAGUGAAUGUAAUAAAGAUGAUUGUAAGAAAGUUUAUGUUGGAGGGAUGCCAUAUAGUUCGACCGAGGAUGAUAUUUGGAAUUACUUUGAUCAUUGUGGUACAAUAACUGAUAUUGAUUGUAUGAAAUUUCCUGAGAGUGGAAAAUUCAGGGGAAUUGCCAUUAUCAGUUUCAAGACAGAAGAGGCAGCUAAAAAGGCAUUAGCGCUAGAUGGCUCCGACAUGGACGGCCUAUACCUGAAAAUUCAGCCCUAUAAGACAACUCGCACUGUUAAAUUACCAGACUUUUCCCCAUCAAUCAUAGAGGGCUAUAACAGGGUCUAUGCGGGCAACUUGUCAUGGGAUAUUACAGAAAACGACUUGAGAAUACUCUUCUCUGAUUGUAAUAUAUCAUCCAUCCGAUUUGGCGAGGAUAAAGAGACGGGGGAAUUCAAAGGCUAUGCUCAUGUGGACUUCUCUGACAAAAUCUCUCUAACGAAGGCAUUGCAACUAGAUCAGAAGUUAGUCUGUGGAAGGCCUGUGAAGAUAAGUUGUGCAGUCCCUAGGAAAGGAGCUCCUAUGAAUGUGAUUUCUACUCCAACGCCACCAGCUGCACAACCAACUCCCCCAGCUGUACAACCGCAGGGGAAUAAUAGUGGAGUUGCCUCAGGGAAGAUCAGGAGGAGGACUUGCUACGAAUGCGGUGAGAAAGGCCAUCUUUUUUCAGCCUGUCCAAAAAAACAGGCGACCGAACAAGCUAAUCCAAAUGCUAGCUAGUCGUCUAUGAUGAUGGAAUGUGACCAAUCUUGUUACGAUGGAGAUGAUGGUUAGCAGAUGGUGGCCGGUAGGAGAGUUUGCAGACAUGUUGGAAGAUGGCUGGAGUUUCACGAGCAUGCCGCAUGCGUAAGACAGGCAUUGUUCAGCAACUGAGUUGGGAAUUGCAUGUUCUACAAUUUUGCAUUUGUUUGUAAGCUCAAAAAUAGACUCCUUUUGAGUUUGGUUGAAGAAGGAAACACUGCAGAAGUAUUGAAUCCAUGUUUAAACCUACCAAGUUUCUUUGAAAGUACAAUUUGAAUAA